Messenger RNA from Electrophorus electricus (electric eel), 5802 nucleotides. The record is from RefSeq and is a predicted model, not a curated record. Lineage: Eukaryota; Metazoa; Chordata; Actinopteri; Gymnotiformes; Gymnotidae.
CCCUGCCAAGACACCCCAGAGAAUGUGUGAAUGAAAAGGCAGAGGACAGGAAUCACUGAGUUCUCAGGGGUGAUCCAGGUGUCUGUUAGAGUCAGGAAGUGUAGUGAGUGGAGGGAUGCUAGGGCUGGACAGCAGAUUGGCAAUUCCAGAGCCAUCCUUCCACCACUAUCUGUGAUUGUGCAGAAUAUUUAAAGUCAUUUGAUUCCACAUUUGCUAUAGAAGCAGAUGAAAAUUAUCUGCCUUUUCAAAUGCUAACAUGUCUAAUUUCUUAUAAGUGCUAGUGUUAUUUGUGUGCUGGUUUAUUAUUAUUAUUAUUAUUAGCAAUUGUGGUGACCUGGUAGCUUCCUGAAGGUUCCUUUUGAGACCUUCUUGAUGGUACCAAGAGCUCCGAUCACCACUGGUACCACUCAUGUCUUGGUGCUCUACAUUCUCCUAAGCUCCUUCUCCAGACCCUUAUAUUUGCUGACAUUUUCAGCUUCCUUGAUCUUAAGGUUCCUAUCAUCUGGGAUUGCCACAGCUAUCAGGAAGUACUGCUUACUUAUUACUACUGUGUAUUAUGAUCCUGUUUAGUAUAUUUAUAAGGUUCAUUAUAUAUUUUAGUAUAUAUAUCUCAAAUUAUGUAAAACAAUGCCUUUAUGAUAUCUAACAGAACACACCUAAUUUAUCCUUUCUAUGAUGGCUUGUUUAGGCAUUGCUUGUUCAUGUUCAUUCACUAAACCCAAAUUUAAACAGGACAUAAAUUGCAGUGUUUGUAAAAAAAAUUAGUGUAUACGAACUUUGGUUUAUAUUGAGUUGACUGUAGGGUUUGACUUCUGAACCUUUAUGAUAGUAGGGUUAGAGAGAGAUAUACAAUACAAUAACUUUGCUGCGACUAAUAUAUUUAAUAUAGACUAUAUAUUUUUAACAGUUAAACAAUUAAAACAAAUCAUUUCUCCAUCGGGGUGCAGUACUGAGCCUUGAAGAAUCGAUGGACUUGCAAAAGGUAUACAACUGCUAUUAGUUAAAUGAAAUUUCUGUGAUUCUUACUUGAUAAUCGGAAAAUCUACGUGUCUGCAGUCGAUCGGAUCUAACAAUGUCGAACAGUUUCUAAGGAUCAUCAUCUUUUUUCUGUAAAUAAAAGUUUUCUUAGGCUGCAGCUGUACACACACAUUUGGAAACCGUCACUGACUGAGGAUGUUAAAGAGAUGACGCGGAAGUAAUCGCUUCUACUUUUCGUAGAGUUCUCUGAUGCAUUUCCAUGAACUGCGCUAAGUGCUGCAUGUCGCGUAGACAGCUUCGAUUUUGUGUAUUGUUCGUUCGCCACUUGGCAAUGCAAAAUGAGGGCUGUAUUUCUUGGAAUACUUAUUUUAUUUAAAUAUGGCGUUUACGCGUUGGAGUACAACUUUAAAGGAGAAAUUAGGAACUUUGUUGUUGGACAGGGUAAGGUGUACGUUGUUACCGACUCUCGCCUCCACCAGAUGCGUCUCGAUCUAGUAGAGGAAAAGUUUAAGGAUUUACCAAACCAUACACAUCCAAACAAAGUUAAUAUUUUAUUGCCUUUCGACGCUAAUGGUACACUGAUUGUCUGUGGAAGUGAUACAAGUGGAUAUUGUGAGGUCCUCGAUAUAAAUGACAUAACCAAAACUAUCUACAGAGAGGCUCUGUCAGUUGUACCAUUAGUGGAUAAAUCAUCGAUGGCAUUCCUUGUCGAUUUUGAUCAAAGUAACGGAGUACAAUCCAGGGGUGCAUAUUUGUUGGUUGCCGGGGAGAAUGAAGACAAGGCAAAAAAAUAUACAGGGUGUAACUUCCAAGGAGGUGUAACCUUGUGGAAUACUCUACACUCCCAGACGGGCGAUAUUUUCUCUACAACAGCCAGUGAACCAACCGACUCAUGUGUUAUAGUUAAGGAUGUUGAGUGGGUGGACGGGUUUCAAACAUCUUCGCACUCUCACUCGUACUUAUUUCUCAACAUUAAGUCUGCAACAGCACCGAGUGUUGUGCUCUUAAGGAUGCAUAACAGCCGCAAAAAAUCAAAAAUGACCAGAUCCCUGAAAGGUGCGCGGUUACAGUGUUGUGAGGAUAAACCCCGCCGCAAGCUCUUGUCCUCUGCCGUUAUCUCCUCUGGGAGCCCUCUUUUAUGGGUGGGAAUAUUCACUGCCCAAGAAGAGCACGAUGACACUGCUUUGGCUAUAUUCGACAUCAGCGAUCCAGGAAACCAAGUUCCUUCAGAUUUCGAAUGUAGUCCAAAGUGUGCAGAGGUUAAAAGGGACAAGGUAUUAAAGCCACAGUCUGAGGUUUUCAAAGUUAGUUCAAUGACCUCUGUGGCGGCACAAAAAAAAGGAUCGUGGAUUGUCCUGUACAUUGGAACAGGAAAUGGUCAGCUGAUUAAGCUUGUAUUGGAUAAGUCUUUCAGACCAGGAUGUAUGAAGGUGCUAUACAGAUCUGAUGAUGACAGAAUGCUGUUUUCCAGAAUGUACUUUGACCCAGUGGAUCAUAAAUGCAUCUACAUAGUUUUGAGAAAUCAAAUCCGGCGAGUGGCAGUAACUCAGUGUGGUAUGUACAGCACAUUGAGACACUGCAGGUCCUCUCAGGACCCUCUCUGUGGCUGGUGUAUGAACACAAGCAAAUGCUCUACCCAGGAUGAGUGUUCAAACUCUACUUGGAUCUCAAUUCCAGAUGAUUCUUUUCAGAAAGAGCUGAUUUCUUUUCAGGUGGCAAAGCACUCUGGAAAUUCUGAGGCAGGCAUGGAUGUCCCUUAUUCAAAAUACACAUCGGCACCGACAGAAAAGUGGACCUCUUCUGAACGGUUCUGCAGCAGUGGAAGUCAAGACGUUGACCUUAUGGGAGCCAUUAGAAAGAUGAAUGCAGGACAUAAGAAGAAUAAUUUUGUUCAGCUCACUGUGACUCUUCACUUAAGUGUGGAAGCCACGGGACAUUGUCCCUUAUCAUGCACCUUCAAGAGUGGAAGUAAGGAUCUGUGUGACAGCCUUCCUACUGCAGUUUUCCCCAAAUGUUCCUGUAGUUUCUCCAGCCAGGACCUGCCAUCUAAAGGACUCCAAGUCACAGCAACUGUCACUAUUGGAGAUGAGACUCUCACAGAAAGCCUGAAACUGAGAAAUUGCCCAGACAUCUCAGAGAGCUCACCAUAUGCUAAGUGUACUGCCUGUGUCUCAUCUGGGUGUCACUGGAACUCCAGUAACCAGACAUGUACCUGGAAUCAUGGGUCUGCACCACAGGUGCACAUGGAGGAUAUGUGUAAACAACUAACUGCUAGGAAGAACUACACACCAGAGAUCAUUUCUCUGUGGCCUAGUCAGGUCUCUUUUCAUGGCAAAAACAAUGCAGUGAUGAAGGGGAAAAAUCUGGAACAAGUUGUGAAAAUUCUCCUCCAAGGAAUCAUGGCCUGCAAUUCAAAGGAAAUUCCUGUGUUAGAACGCUCCACUGACACUCUGAGGUUCCACAUUCCAAAUGGAAAUAAAGGAUCUGUCAGGGUGUGUGUGGUGACAGCAGACGGAAGUUGUCAUAGCAACGCCACCAUCACCUAUGGCUCCCAGCCUACGUGUACUGGACUGCAGCCUAGACUCACAUGGGCCAGUGGUGAGCGGCAGAUUCAUGUGCUGGGGACCAAUUUGGAGUAUGCAGAGGCAGUCACUGUUCAUUUAUCGUCCAAAGAGAUUAUACUCAACUCAGCCAACAAGUCCUUUUGGUUCCACUCUGACAUUAUGAGAGAAUACCAGGCACCAGGGCCAUUCAGUGUAUCACUCAGAGUGGGAAACAUAACAGUGCCCUGCACAGAAACUCUCUACUACCACCCAGAUCCAGAAUUCACCAGCUUUGGCACAUCUCUGGAUGACAAUGAUGUGCUCAUCACCAUACAGAAAAAUGAAGACAGGUUGAAUUUAAGUAUGAAGGAGGUGAAUGUGUUAGGGCUGCAGAAAGAGGAGCCGUUUCCGUGUUUGAUACUAGAGAUUAAGUCCACUGCUGUCCUUUGUAAGAUUGUUGGAGGAAAGGCAAUCAGCGUGGACUCACUGAGGAUUGAGUUUGGCAGUAUUAAAAAAACUCUACAGAUGAAAACAUUUGUACAUAAAAUACAUUUGUACAUACUUGUCAUAUUAAUCGUUUUGAUUCUUCUUGGUGCUAUUGCAGGAGGCUUGGCUGUGCAUCAUCUUUGGGGCAGAGAGACUGCCCAGCAGGGGAGGGAUGACCCUGCAGAAAGACAGCCUGGGUGAUCUAUAGAGUAACUCAACUUGGUUGCAUCUUUGCAUCUGACAUUGAGCCAUAUUGCUGAAAAGCAAAUCAUACAUCACUGAAGAACAAGACGUGUGUUGAAGGCCAGUUUGGGACUGUUUUUUGUUUUUUACAUUUCUGUGCAAUUGAGCAAUAAAGGGAGAGGGAGGUUGUGAGAAGUGUUCUUGUUUAAGAGGACUGUGACUAGGGAAAAAGGAGCUGUUCAGGUGCUGACUGGUGUGGUAUCUCAGGACUCUUAUCCUCAGUUUCUUCUGGGAGGGGAACCAUUGGAAGAGAGAGUAGUUGGGGUGUGAGGGGUUGGCCAUCAUGUUUCUCGCUCUCCUCUUUACCCUUGAUGAGUAAGGGUGAGAAGAUGACAAAGAUUAAUAGUCUUCUCUGCACUUCUCUGUCUCGCACUCUCUCUGUCUCUCUCAUUUUUAUAUAUAUAUAUAUAUAUAUAUAUCUGCACUUCUGAAAAGAAGCUGACUUUCUUUUGCAAUGCUUAUUGCAGCCAAAUACUUAACCAUUUCUAAUUGUGUUUACUUGUAAUAUUAUACUAACCAGCUAGGUGGAAAUAUAUUAAUUGAUUUUAGUAGUUGUAGCUUUAAAUUUAAAGUAUAAAAGUAACUGUCCAAAAAAUCAACUGUCAUAGUUGUGGAUAAUGCAUUUAAUUUUUCAUGUUAUGUUCAUUUAUUGUGGUAUGCAACAACUUUGAAGGCCAUGUGGUACGAAGUGUUUCAAGACUUUUAUAUUUUUUAUUUGUUACUUUAUUCAUUUGGUACUUUAUUCCUCUUCAUUCAUGGUAAACCUCCCAAGAAAGCCAACCCCCUUUAAAUGGAUGGAAUAAAGAAGAAUAAUAUGCAAAAUCCAAAACAGACAUGUCCCUGCCCCUGGACCUUUAGUUAAAAAUUCCAAGUGCAGUUUCGUGAAAUAGGUUAAGUGGGGACUUCGUUUAGUAUGGUACGAAAACAACGAACAUACUUUACACAAGAAGAAACAAAAAAUAAUAAUUUUGUGAAGAUUAAACCACAUGAUUUCCAUUUUCAAACUGUUUUGUAGGAUUUUCUUUGUGGUUAGCUGGCUGCUGUUGGUUUCAUUAUUCGCUUAUUAUUAGUAGACUUUUUGCUUCACUCCUAGCCAAGUGACAAGGGCAUCCUCUAACGAUUAGCCUCGGAUCUUCAGAUUAGGUUGUUAACAGAAGUACAGAAAAGGAUCAACAUCUCAUUUUGGCCAAACUGUAUCUCAAGAGCUGCAUCUUAAGAUGCAUCUCAAGAAUCAACAUGGUCAUCCCAGUAUAUCUGAAAUGCCCCACUUGCAGGUGUAAGUGCGAGUUGUCCAGAAGCUGAAGAAUCUAUAUUGCAGGGACAGAUAUAUGGCAUUGUCAGAUCUGGUUGCUCUGUAUGUAUACUGGAAAGGAUCUUGGAUAGCAUCAGUUACAGUUUUGCAAAAGUGCAAAAUAGGCAUUUUAAAACACAAUAUCUGCGGUCAAUGUGACUGUUUGGUAGGGUGAUCAGUCUACCACCUCUGGCCAUGACAUAUCCUUUGUCACUGAAAGUCUAUUGUAUAAUUUGAUGUAUACUUUGAGAUUUUAUAAAU